Molecule: messenger RNA, 1737 nt
Organism: Linum tenue
Lineage: Eukaryota; Viridiplantae; Streptophyta; Magnoliopsida; Malpighiales; Linaceae
Source: the annotation of a GenBank genome assembly
ACAAAUAAUUAAAGGAAAAAAAGAGCAUUUAUCAUUGGCACUUUCUCCCUCGUUGCCAUCGCUGACCAAACCCAAAACCAUAUUAACAGAUACGACCAUUUUGCCCCAAUUCCCAAUUCCAAAGGAUUUGGACCGAACGCAGUUCCUCCCCGCUAGACGAAGAAGAGUCACCAGGCGUGUGGUAAGCACGGCAGCUGUUUCUUCUUCCCUUCCUCUAAGUCCGACCUCUGUUCUCUCUUUUAACCAGAUCGAUACAUUUGGGAGAGAGGAGGAAUCUAGCGCUUCUUUGUUUUCACAUCUCUACCACCUAAUCCCUCUUUUCAUAUUCCUUGCUUCGUCUCCUCUUUUUCAUCGCCACAUUCCUCUCUCUCUCUCUCUGUCCCUCGCCGGUCCAAAUUCCUGCUCCCCUUAUUCCGGGUUUCAUUCAAUUGUAAGGUAGCUUUCCGGCAGUAAGAUGGACUUCUUAUUCAGAGGCUUAAACGAGGACCCUUCCCCGGUGGAUAUGCUUAGGUGUCCAUUUUUGAGAAAUAUCAAUGAGCCAACUAAUUUUUCCUUCUCCUCAGCCAUGCCCUUUCCUAUGCCUGUGCGCUCUGGCAAAGGUCCUAUUUUUGAAGAUGGCCCUAAUUUUGAUUCGACAUUCAGACUAUUCCAUGGACAAGAUGGAGUAGUCCCACUGUCCGAAAGAUCAUUCCCAGUUUCAGACAGAAUUGAGACCCCCCUGCAAACCCGUCCUGAGUUUAACCCAUUAGCUGCAAAGGCAGCCACGAUCAGUCUCUCAUCUUUUGGCCCUGGUGGACCCUUUAGCUUCGAUGCCUUCUCUAAGAAGUGGAACAACAGUCAGAGCAAGAAAAACUCCAAAUCAUCCAAAAAAGGCUCACAGGGAGGAAACUCAGAGCAUGAGUCAAUGAGCAACGAAUGGCUGCAAAAUGGGAACUGCCCGAUAGCAAAGUCAUAUCGAGCAGUCGGCAACGUGUUGCCACUUGUUGCCAAAGCAUUUCAGCCACCACCUGGGGUUAAAAUCAGGUGCCCGCCUGCAAUUGUUGCUGCUAGAGCAGCUAUAGCACGUACCGCCUUUGCCAAGAAUCUUAGGCCGCAACCUUUGUCCUCAAAAGUACUGGUGAUUGGGAUGCUAGGCAUGGCUGCAAAUGUCCCCCUGGGAGUAUGGAGGGAACACACUAAGAAAUUCUCCCUCUCAUGGUUCACAGCCGUCCAUGCUGCAGUUCCCUUCCUAGGCAUGCUCAGGAAAUCCGUGCUGAUGCCCAAAUCAGCCAUGGCGUUCACCAUCGCAGCGUCGAUAUUAGGCCAAGUGAUUGGUUCCAGGGCAGAACGAUACCGCCUGAAGGCAAAGGCCAAAGCUGGGGAGGAGAUCACUUUAGUCGAAACUCGUGUGCAUCACUCUCCAUCACCCAUACACCAACAACCCAUUGCUGUGAAAACCGGGCACGGUGGCAAUCUGAUGGAGUAUCCAGUCGCUAUCCAUGGAGCUGGGACUCCUUCUCCAACUGCCAACGUUCUCUGCUAAACUCAUCACCACUAUCUCAGUGCUUGUUGUUGUUAAGACUUCAUCAUCUUUAUCCACUUGUAAUUGCAGCAGAAAUGCUAUUUGGUUCGUUCGAUUUGUGUAUUUAAUGACUGGCUGUCAUCUUGGUUGUGAAAGACAUGAUAUUGGCGGAGUUUGAGCAAAAUGAAUAAUAAUUUAUUGGGUUUGUGUUAUCUUCAAGAUAAAUGGUGCUGCAG